AUCGCGCCAAAGCAAUUACAAAAUUAAUGAUAGACCACCCGGUAGUUCAGUGUUAUUUCAGCUUUUGAACUCGCAAGAGAAUGAACUCAUUUGUUCAGUGUGCCGAGGAAUUUCGUCUGGAAUAGAGCUGCAAUAUGUAUUUGAUAUUGCUGGUGACGAUAUCGCUUGCAUUGCUUGUGAAUUACUUAAGACGCAUUUACACCCACUGGCAGCGAGAGGGCAUAGAGGAGGAGCCAGCUAAGUUUCCGUUUGGCAUCUUGGAUGCGCUCGUUAAACGCCAGCGAAGCUUUGGAAUCAUCGUUAGCGAUGUCUACGAACAACACAAAUCCCAGAUUGUGGGCAUCUAUAUGAUGCACAAGCCGACCAUAUUGGUGCGAGAUGCGCAAUUGGCUCGUCAGGUGAUGACCAGCGAAUUCAAUAGCUUCCACGAUCGGGGUGUUUAUGUCGAUGAGAAACGCGAUCCGCUGUCGGCGAACCUCUUCAAUCUACAGGGUGCUGCAUGGCGCAAUCUACGCAAUAAACUGACGCCCUCGUUCUCGUCGGGUAAGAUCAAGGGCAUGUUCAGCACCAUUGAUGAUGUGGGCGACAGACUGGUGCAGCAUUUAAUGGGUCUCAUUGAGAAGGCACCAAAUGAUCCAAUCGAAAUUAAACAGAAGCUCACAACCUAUGCAAUUGAUAUUAUUGGCUCAGUGAUAUUCGGUCUUGAGAUUGAUAGUUUUACCAAUCCAAAGAAUGAGUUCCGUGCCGUCAGCGAUUCCCUUCUGGUAGAGGAUGGAAUUUUGAUCAAGAUGCACAAUAUGGCUUCGGUAAUAUUUCCACCGGUUGCCAAGCUCAUGAAUCGUUUGGGCUUUGAAAAUAAAGUUAUGAUCAAGUUGCGGGACAUUAUGCAGCACACAAUUGAGUUCCGGGAGCGUCACAAUGUCGUCCGUAAGGAUCUGCUCCAAUUGCUGAUUCGCUUGCGCAAUACGGGCAAGAUUGGUGAUGAUGAUGACGAAGUGUGGGACAUUGAGACAGCACAGGAGGAACUCAAGGCCAUGUCCAUAGAUAAGAUUGCCGCCCAGGCAUUUCUAUUCUACAUAGCUGGCUCGGAAACAACAGCAGCUGCAUCAGCCUUCACGCUCUACGAACUUGCCAUGUAUCCUGAGCUGCUGAAAGAAGCACGCGAUGAGUUGGAUGUUGUUAUGGAACGCCAUAAUCUCAAGCCAGGCGAUAAGUUCACCUAUGAAGCGGUGCAGGAUCUAAAAUUCUUGGAGCUGUGUAUAUUGGAAACUAUUCGAAAAUAUCCUGCACUGCCUUUUCUGAAUCGCGAAUGCACUAAGGACUUUCAUGUGGAUGAUAUGAACUACACUAUCAAGAAAGGCACGCCGAUUUUGAUCUCGCUCCUUGGCCUGCAUCGCGAUCCCGCCUACUUUCCGAAUCCCAUGGACUACGACCCCCAUCGAUAUGAUGCGGACAAUAUGAACUACGAUCCGACAGCAUAUAUGCCCUUUGGCGAGGGUCCCAGGCACUGCAUAGCGUUGCGCAUGGGCAAGGUUAAUGCCAAGGUGGCUGUGGCUAAGGUGCUGGCCAACUUUAAUUUGAUACCAGCUCCACGCAAGGAAAUCAAAUUCCGCUUUGAUCCUACCCCGGUACUGAUGCCUGAGGGGGGCUUGAGUGUGCGUCUAUCAAAGCGUGCCUGAACAUUUAUUAUACAAUAUAAUAUAUAUGUGCUUAUGUGUACAAUAACUUUGUAAGUUCAAUGAAUAAUAAAUUCAAAACGAUAUUAAAAGAAA
This is a messenger RNA of Drosophila grimshawi, 1772 nucleotides long. It is a transcript of the gene Cyp6d2, whose product is annotated as probable cytochrome P450 6d2. The record is from RefSeq and is a predicted model, not a curated record. Gene Ontology annotation, molecular function: heme binding; oxidoreductase activity, acting on paired donors, with incorporation or reduction of molecular oxygen; monooxygenase activity. The transcript has 4 exons. Bases 135 to 1679 code for a protein of 514 amino acids. NCBI's taxonomy places the organism in Eukaryota, Metazoa, Arthropoda, Insecta, Diptera, Drosophilidae.